Molecule: messenger RNA, 507 nt
Organism: Bipolaris sorokiniana ND90Pr
Lineage: Eukaryota; Fungi; Ascomycota; Dothideomycetes; Pleosporales; Pleosporaceae
Exons: 2
Coding region: 1-507 (168 amino acids)
Source: RefSeq, a predicted model, not a curated record
AUGGAAGGAUAUAAGAAAGUAGGAAAUAGAGAGGAUGCGCCGCCGAAACAUGAAAUGGUGUAUUUCCCCGGUUUGAUGAGUGAGAAGCGGAGUUUUGGGGAUUUUAGAACGGUGUUGCAUACGGGGCUUUACAGCCAGAUCGUCGCCAUGGAAGUUCCAGUGAACGGCGAAAUAGGUGAUGAAGUACACCUGGUCGAUCAAAUCCUACUAUUCACAUCUGGGCGGGGACUAGCGACCGUGGCGGGAAAAGAGCAAGAGGUAGCAGCGGGAGAUGUGGUUGUUGUGCCUGCGGGGACACAGCAUCAGUUUGUGACGCGGGGGGAGCAGCCGCUAGAGCUGAUUACAGUGUAUUCACCUGCAGAGCAUUUGCCGAGUAGUGUACAUAAGAAUAAGGAGGAGGGGGAUAAAGCGGAGGAGGAUGGGGUAGAUGAGGCGCCUGGGUGGGCGUUGAGGGGGAAGGAGGAGAAUGAGAAGGAGGGUUUGGUUAGGGAGAGUGGGAAGUAUUAG